AUGGUAAUACGAAGUGAUGGUGGUAAGGACGAAAAUGGGAAUGACAAUCAAAAUAAUGUCCAUAGAAAUACACAUGCUACCGAUAAAGGUAAUAGUAAAUUGAAGAAAUUACCUAUUCUAAAAUAUUUGUUCGAAGAUGAACUAUCCAGAGACAGAAGAUAUGAAACAAUAUUUAACAGAUUGGAUAUAAACAAGGAUGGUAAAAUAACUCAAUUGGGAUUGAACGAAGCUUUUGUGAAGAAUGACAUGCCUCUAAAGAAUAAUAAUGAAGCUCUUGUCAACUUAUUUCAUGCAAUGGAUGCUAACGAUGACAAAAUAAUUGAUUUGGAAGAUUUUAAAAUUUAUGCAAAGACAGCAGAGAAGCAGAUUAGAUCUGGCUUUGAGAAGAUUGAUACGGAUGGCGAUGGUUUAGUUAAACCAGAAGAAAUUUCAAACUAUCUCAUUAGAUUAUCAAAAGAUGCCCAUCAAGAUCCUAUAAAGCUGGAUAACGGAAACAACAACAGCCACAAUUCAAAAAGUAUGCACUCAGAAGAUAAAGUUUCUCGGAAGCACCCCUCACAAUCGUUGUUAAAUCCUAAUUUGGAGCAGUUCAUUAGCUGGGCAUUUCAUAUGAAAGGUAAACCUGACAUCAUUUUAACUAAAAGCGCUGAACACAUGCAUAAGUCUGAUCCUAAAGGUUCAAUUUCAUCGAAUGGAAUCGAUCAAAAUACUGACCAAGAAUUUAUUACCUAUGAUCAAUGGAGAGAUUUUCUUUUGAUGAUGCCUAAAAGUAAAGGCUCACGUCUACAGACCGCUUAUUUUUACUUAUUCAAAGAAGAUGUUGAUUUAUCCUCUGAAGGUGAUAUGACAUUGAUCAAUGACUUUUUAAAGGGAUUUGGUUUCUUCAUUGCAGGAGGUAUAUCUGGUGUCAUUUCCCGUACUUGCACUGCACCAUUUGAUAGAUUGAAGGUUUUUCUUAUAGCCAGAACAGAUCUUACGUCCACAUUAUUACAUUCAAAAAAGUCUAUUGCAGCACAAAAACCAAACAUCAAGAUUGAUAAAAUUAGAUCUCCGAUUAUCAAAGCCAUAACUACAUUAUACAAUCAAGGUGGCUUAAGAGCAUUUUAUGUAGGAAAUGGUUUAAACGUCAUGAAAGUUUUCCCAGAAAGUUCCAUUAAAUUUGGUAGUUUUGAAAUGACAAAGUCAUUGAUGGCAAGCAUUGAGGGGAUCGAUAACAAAAACGAAUUAUCCAAAGUAUCAACUUAUAUAGCUGGUGGCCUGGCAGGUGUUGUAGCACAAUUUUCAAUUUAUCCAAUUGAUACUUUAAAGUUUAGAGUUCAAUGUGCAUCGUUAGGUGGGAAUGCAUUAAAAGGGAAUAGAUUGCUCUUUGAAACAGCGAAACAAUUAUACAGAGAAGGUGGUAUAAAAUUAUUUUAUAGGGGUAUAUUGGUAGGUUUGAUGGGGGUGUUUCCGUAUGCUGCAUUGGAUCUAGGUACUUUUUCAGCUUUGAAAAAAUGGUAUAUAAAUAAACAGUCCAUUAAACUUGGCAUCCCAAAAGAUGACGUAGAGUUGAGCAAUCUCGUUGUUCUACCGAUGGGUGCACUUAGUGGUACUGUUGGUGCAUCAAUUGUUUAUCCAAUAAAUCUAUUAAGAACAAGACUACAAGCCCAAGGAACAUAUGCACAUCCUUAUAGAUACACAGGUAUCAAAGACGUCUUCAUUCAAACUGUUAAGCGAGAGAGUUACAGCGGUUUGUACAAAGGUCUUCUACCAACUUUAGCAAAAGUUUGCCCGGCAGUUUCGAUUAGUUACUUAUGUUAUGAAAAUCUGAAGAAAGUGAUGAAACUAGAAAACCACUAG
Tetrapisispora phaffii CBS 4417 is the source of this 1839-nucleotide messenger RNA. RefSeq names its product Ca(2+)-binding ATP:ADP antiporter SAL1 (gene SAL1). Bases 1 to 1839 code for a protein of 612 amino acids. Lineage: Eukaryota; Fungi; Ascomycota; Saccharomycetes; Saccharomycetales; Saccharomycetaceae. Gene Ontology annotation, molecular function: ATP transmembrane transporter activity; calcium ion binding. The record is from RefSeq and is a predicted model, not a curated record. Gene Ontology annotation, biological process: transmembrane transport. The transcript has a single exon.